AUCGCUGUAUAAAGUUGCACGCGCCUGGUCAACAGAGAGUUUUACUGCCGCAGGUGCGCGGAAGGACGAGAAGGACACGCGUUUGUUUCCUUGCGUCCGGUCAGUAUUUAACCCCGCGCCGUCACUGUCUGUCUACUGUCGGGCAGCCACGAUGCAAGCUCUCGUCGUCAUUGUUUUGUUAGCGUUUAUCGGCGGUUCUGCGGCCGACACUCCGGCCAACUGCACCUAUGAGGACCUGCUGGGCACCUGGGUCUUCAGCGUUUAUAAUGUGGGUCAAGAUCGAACCAUCAACUGCUCCAGCAGCGCAGGAGAGCCCGUGAAAACCGUGACCGUGGACCUGCAAAAGUUGUAUGUUUCUGUGGAUGAUCUUGGUCACACUGGGUUCUUCACUCUGAUUUAUAACCAGGGCUUUGAAGUGGUGAUCAAUGACUACAAGUGGUUUGGGUUUUUCAAGUAUUCUCAGCAGGGUUCAAAGGUGACCAGUUACUGUGAUCAGACACUACCUGGUUGGGUUCAUGAUGUUUUGGGGAACAACUGGGGUUGUUUCACUGGAAAGAAAGUGCAGCCAAUCCCACCUCGAAUUGACAACAAUUACUUGUUUGGAUUCGAACGUGAACUGCUCAUGAAGCUGCCAUACACAAACAACAUGGAGUUUGUGGAUCAAAUAAACUCUGUUCAGAAGUCUUGGAAAGCAACAACAUACAGUCUCCAUAAGACCCUCACCAUACAGGAGAUGCUGAGGAGAUCAGGAGGACAUGCCUCUCGUAUACCACGACGUGUCAGGCCUGUGACGGUCUCUGCAGACAGUAAGAUGGCAGCCAAUCUUCCAGAACACUGGGACUGGAGAGACGUGAACGGAGUCAGUUAUGUCAGCCCUGUCCGCAACCAAGCUCAAUGCGGCAGCUGUUACUCUUUUGCCACUAUGGGAAUGCUCGAAGCACGAGUCCGAAUCCAGACGAACAACACGCAGCAGCCCGUGUUCAGUCCACAGCAAGUGGUGUCCUGCUCCCAGUAUUCUCAAGGUUGUGAUGGAGGUUUUCCAUACCUGAUUGGCAAAUACAUCCAGGAUUUUGGCAUUGUGGAGGAGGAUUGUUUCCCCUACAUCGCGGCAGAUUCUCCCUGCACACUAUCUGAGAAAUGCACAAAGUACUAUGCCUCCGAUUAUCACUACGUGGGUGGGUUUUACGGCGGCUGCAGCGAGGAGGCCAUGAUGCUGGAGCUGGUGAAGAACGGCCCCAUGGGCGUGGCUCUAGAGGUGUACCCCGAUUUCAUGAACUACAAGGAGGGCAUCUACCAUCACACCGGCCUCCGUGACUCCAUCAAUCCGUUUGAGCUGACCAAUCACGCCGUGUUGUUGGUGGGAUACGGGAAGUGCCAUAAGACCGGCGAGAAGUACUGGAUCGUGAAGAACAGCUGGGGAAGCGGGUGGGGCGAGAAUGGGUUUUUCAGAAUCCGUCGUGGUACAGAUGAGUGCGCCAUUGAGAGCAUUGCUGUAGCUGCUACGCCAAUCGCCAAACUUUAGAGUGUAAACGAAUUGGUCAGUUGAAACAAGCAUGGUCAGGUAAAAUAAUGGCAAUUUUGAAAAAGGGAAAGAAGUUGUAAACUUCUCAUUUGUUUAGUAAAACUCAUUUCCCAUGACCUCCAGCAGAUAGGUUAAGUGGUCAAAGAGGCCAAGAAUUUCUCUCUUUCAGGUUCCUUUUUGUAGCACACGAUUUGAAUGUCAAAUUCACUCUCAUUUUCCAAUUCCUCAGAUAUUGUGAAGCUUUAAACUUUAGCUUUUGGCUUCAAGGUUCUUCUCUUUUCGUGUGGUUCCAUGCAGGUCAACAUCAGCUCUGUCUCCAGUGCUUUGACUCUCUCUUGCUGGCCUCUAGGGAAUUUAUUAGUCUUCUGUGCCUUUUACUCUUCCUUCUGUUUUUGGCAGCCCUUUAAAGAACAAUGGUGGGGCCAUUUAGUUUCUGUCUCUUCAAAUCCCCCAGUUAUCAUCUUCCUCUGAGCCACCUGUCCACCUAGAAAAACUUCUGAUUCGGCCUGUCAUGUUUCUGUCUUGGGUCACCAACUCUUCCAAUUGUUGCUGUCAGCCAAAACCAACCCUGUCUAGAGUCUAGUUAUGGUUUUAAACUGAUCUGAAAGUCUUUGUGGAGGUCCUGCCUCUGGAUUUUGCAGAGCCGUUUUGUUGCAACUGACCUGCUGUCUCCAUCUGUUCAUACUCUUUCACUUUGGACUGUGUGUAUGAUCAAAAAUGGCUUUUUUGUUGUUGUUGGAUCUGUGCUAAUGAAAGUUGGGUGCCUUCAUGUGCUGGGAGUUGUGCCUCAACUGCUUAAAAUGGUUUUUAGAAAAGGGAUUUUUAGAUUUUCAUUGAUCCAUGUGAGCUCUGAAUGUCACAUUUGCACUCUGCCUUGUCAAUUUUUACACAUUCUUUUAAUCUGACGUAGCCAUUUUGUAUUCAGAGACUAUCCAUUUGGCAAUUGCUCUCAGGAAAAAUCAGUUCUUGUGGUUUAAUGAACAAUCACUUUAUCAGUAGCAAUAGACUAAAGGGAUGUGUAUGUAUUUUUUGAGUCCUCUGCCAGCAGUUAAGCUGCUCAGGACUAUUUGAAUCCAAUGGUUUUAUCACAAUUUUUGAUUUUCGCCUUUUUGUGCUCUUGUAUAUGUGUCAUGAUCUUUAAUAAAGCUGCUUUUUAAUGCA
Messenger RNA from Labeo rohita (rohu), 2683 nucleotides. RefSeq names its product cathepsin C (gene ctsc). Gene Ontology annotation, cellular component: lysosome. Lineage: Eukaryota; Metazoa; Chordata; Actinopteri; Cypriniformes; Cyprinidae. Bases 152 to 1522 code for a protein of 456 amino acids. Gene Ontology annotation, molecular function: cysteine-type endopeptidase activity. The record is from RefSeq and is a predicted model, not a curated record. The transcript is spliced from 7 exons.